This is a messenger RNA of Anopheles stephensi (Asian malaria mosquito), 1400 nucleotides long. RefSeq names its product coiled-coil domain-containing protein 97. The transcript is spliced from 2 exons. The coding region runs from base 172 to 1338 and encodes 388 amino acids. The record is from RefSeq and is a predicted model, not a curated record. Lineage: Eukaryota; Metazoa; Arthropoda; Insecta; Diptera; Culicidae.
AAACGCUUCACUCGGAUACGCACGCACACAGACAACCGUGCUUAUGCAAACGCGCCUGCUUUGUUGGUAAACAAAUCGUUCGCUCUUGGUGCGCUGUACGGUUCAGUGUUCCGUGUUGGUGGUGGCACGCGCUGAAAAGGAAUACAUUUUGGCCCAAGAAAAACAAAAGCCAUGGGUACAUUGUCGAAGUCUGCAACCGACGGGGACGGUCCGCCUGCAACUGCAACGCCACCCGUUCCGGUGAAUGAGUCCGAUAUUUUCGACCACAUCAGCAACAACCCGCAGGUGUUUUACAAAAGCCAACAAAUUAACGAUCCCGAACUUACGGCGAGCGAAAAGAAAACGAUCCUUCGGGACGUGCUGAACAAAAGCCACUGCACGUUCCUGUCCCGGUUUGGGUGCUUCAUGCGGGAUGAGCAUCUGCAGUACUUCGAGCAGGACGAGCAAACGCUGGCGUACAGUCCGGAUGAACGGUACGAGAUCGAUCACCAUUUGGAGCGUAUACGCAAACUACGCAACGGAGGCCGGGCGAUCGAGGUGCGCAAUCGACGGUAUGCCGCGCUGCAGCGAAUGUGUGACGAUGGGACGUACUUCAGCGAGACGGAAAUGAUGCAGCGGGACCCACUGCUGUACGACCAGCUGGUGGGACAGUACAUGACCGAGCAGGAAAAGCACGCACGGGAUGCGAGUGUGCCCGUGCCGCGAAGUGUCGUCGGCAUUCUGCUGAAACAAAUCGAUAAAGAUCGGGCGGAGAAAGAUUUGCAGGCACGGCAGCAGGAAGAGGCGGCCCGUCAGCCGGCGGACGGUGAACCAUCGCGUCCCAAUUCGCCCGGUUUCCCUCGUGCGCAGUGGGGCAAUUUCGAUGAGGAGGAGGAAGCGCGCGUUGCGGCCCUGAAGCGCACGAGCAAGCAGAAGCGCAACCGUCAUGCGAUACCGGCGGCACAGAUGAUGACGGCCGGCGAGCGAAAUUUGCUACGGGAUGAGUUUGUGGGCAUUAUGCACGCAAGGUUUAUCGCGGGCGAGGAGAAAGAGUUCGAUUACACGCAGAUAGACGAUUCGGAUGCGUACGACGAUCUGGACACGGUGGAUCACGACGAGCAGGAGAAGUACUUUAAUCUCGACGACGAAUCGGACGUACCGGAUGGGAACGAUGGCGAGGAUGCGAUGCAGGUAGAACCGGCCGGAGAAGAAAGUGAAGAGGACGAUUUGGAUAUUUACAUGCGCCAUCUGAACCGACAUCUGGAACAGCAGCAACGGAUGACGGCGGAGGCGGAGGCGGCGGCCACCACCGGGAACGAGGUCCGUGACCCGUACUGCGAGUACGACAGCGAUGAGUAAACAGAGCAAUCCUUUUCCGCGUAAGCGUUUUCUUGAAAAUAUUAUAGUUUUAUUUUGUUGUA